This is a messenger RNA of Nelumbo nucifera (sacred lotus), 2947 nucleotides long. Its product is annotated as transcription factor TGA2.2-like. Gene Ontology annotation, molecular function: sequence-specific DNA binding; DNA-binding transcription factor activity. The record is from RefSeq and is a predicted model, not a curated record. Gene Ontology annotation, biological process: DNA-templated transcription; regulation of DNA-templated transcription. Lineage: Eukaryota; Viridiplantae; Streptophyta; Magnoliopsida; Proteales; Nelumbonaceae.
UCUGCUUUGCUGCUGCUGCUGCUCUCUCUCUCUGCUACUGACAUACUGACAGAGAAGAAACAAUAAACAAAGAAAAAAUUUGUUUUUUUAACUGAGAAAAAGGAAAAAAAAUGGGUCUUUGAAAAGUGCGAAAAUUUCAGCAGAAAAGGGCGUCUGGACUCUGGAGAUUGGAAUGAUCUUAAAACGUCACCAGCCUUCUCUCUUCUUCACUCUCUCGCCUGAAAACAAAAGAUCGAAGUUCGAGGUGGGUUGCUCGAUCGAAGUUUGUAGAGAUAGAGGUAGAGUGAGAAGCAGUGGAGUGAUCAAUCGCAGCAAAGAGGCAAUUUAUUAAAAAGAGGGAAGAAGGAAGUCAAAAGAGGCGUUUUGAUCUCUAACGUUGGGGGUUUAGGGUUUUCCCAAUGUCAUUUCGUGGAUUUUGACAUCUCAGUUGGGGUUGGAUUGCUGUGAAGUUCGAAUAUGUUGUUGGCGGUGACGACGAUUCUGGUGAUCAUCUAGGGUUUGUUUUAUGUGGUGGGGUUUGUCUUAGGAUUUUGUUAUGGUUUUCGAUGUCAGUGGCUUGAAAAGUUGGUAUUUUUUUUAGCUCGAAUAGGUCUUGGAUUUUAGGGAUUUGAGGGUGUUUUUGUUUUAUCUGUGGUUGUACGGGGAUGAUAGUGUUCUGCCGGCCUGUGUCUGUGUGUGAAGGUUAGGGUUCUUUUUGUUUUUAUUCUAAUUUGUGAAUAGUUAAUUGGGUGGCGACGGUGGGUUGAUCUUCUUGUACCUAGGUUCCGGAGGUUUCUGUUUUAUUUGGGGUUUGGGUUUUUGCUUUUGUAGUUUGUAUAUAAAACUUUUAAUUUUUAGUAUUGUUACGUGUCUGUGAUUGAACGGCUCGUGCAGGGGCUGUGUAAUAGUGGGGUUGAAAGGUGUGGUUCUGAGUUUGGCUUCUUGGGAUUUUUAGGGUUCUUCUUUGGCUACUAAGGUGCUUGAGGGGUUUAGGAUUUUCGUUCGUUGUUUUCUUUGUUUUUGGGGGAUUAAGGUGGUGAUGAUGAUGGUGAUGUAUGGGGAGUAGAACAGCGAGGGCUGGUACAGAAGAUGGUAAGGAAGCAGCGGGCGGGAUGCCGAGCUUCGUUCCUCCGUUACCCGUUUCUCAUGCACUUGGCAUGGAUGGAAGUCAUGUCCACAAUUCUCGAGUAUCUGACUUAGGGCCGCUUGAGCAAUCCGUUGGAUAUCGCAUAGAGGAUGCUGUUGACCUUAGUAGAAACCCUAUAUUUAAUCCAACCAAGUCAAGUGCACAGGUUGUUGCUUCAGAUCCUUUGCAGUUUGGUACUUUUAAUAAGUUGGUUCCUUCCUCUGAAAUAAAUCCAUCUCCUGCUAGAGUUGGGACUCAAAGAUUGCCUACACAAAAGGGACAACCAAAUCUGGUUUCUAUAUCUAGUGGUCAUUUUGAGAAUUGGGGAGAGUCCACAAUGGCAGAUGCCAGUCCUAGGACAGAUACCUCAACCGACGUUGAUACAGAUGAUAAAAAUCCAAGGAUGGAAAUGGGUCAGUCUACUACUGCUGUGGUGGCUUCUGAUUCUAGUGAUCGAUCAAAGGACAAAGCAGAUCAGAAGACUCUUCGCAGGCUUGCACAAAAUCGAGAAGCUGCAAGAAAAAGCCGAUUGAGAAAGAAAGCAUAUGUCCAACAGCUAGAGAAUAGCCGGCUUAAACUGACUCAACUUGAGCAGGAGCUCCAACGAGCUCGCCAGCAGGGAAUAUUUAUUUCAAGCUCAGGGGACCAAUCUCAUUCAAUGAGUGGAAAUGGGGCUUUGGCAUUUGACAUAGAAUAUGCACGUUGGCUGGAAGAGCACAAUCGGCAGAUCAAUGAAUUAAGGAAUGCGGUAAACUCCCAUGCCAGUGACAGUGAGCUCCGUAUUAUUGUCGAUGGUGUUAUGGCACACUAUGAUGAUAUUUUCAGGCUUAAGGGCACCGCAGCCAAAGCUGAUGUUUUCCACAUACUGUCAGGCAUGUGGAAGACUCCUGCAGAGAGGUGCUUUUUGUGGAUUGGUGGCUUUCGUUCUUCUGAACUUCUUAAGCUUCUUGUGAAUCAAUUAGAGCCUCUGACUGAGCAGCAGUUGGUGGGCAUCUGCAACUUGCAGCAGUCUUCUCAACAGGCUGAGGAUGCCUUGUCUCAAGGAAUGGAGGCAUUACAGCAGUCCUUGGCUGAGACGUUGGCCAGUGGGUCUCUUGGCCCUUCAGGUUCGGGGAAUGUUGCCAACUAUAUGGGUCAGAUGGCAAUGGCUAUGGGAAAGCUAGGAACCCUUGAGGGUUUCCUUAGGCAGGCUGAUAAUUUACGGCAACAAACACUGCAACAAAUGCAUCGAAUAUUGACAACACGCCAAUCAGCUCGUGCUCUCCUUGCCAUAAAUGAUUAUUUUUCCAGGCUUCGUGCGCUUAGCUCUCUCUGGCUUGCCCGCCCACGGGAGUGAGAACCCACCCAUGAAUCCCAUAUGAUAUCAAUCUGGAAGGUAUACUAAUCUUGCCGAUGGAGGGUCAUGAAGCUGUAAAUCUGGGUGUUCAGGCAUGCAAUACUAACAGCCAUAAGCCAUUUAAUCUUUGGGUAGCUCUCUGUUUGCAGUUGUUGGGACUUGGGGCAUAAAGAUCUUCCAAUUGGAAUACAAGGUCCCAAUCCUCUCACAUGUAACAGUCGUCAUAUUGGUUGCUCAGGUGUAUGUUGUAUGUUGAUUUCUUAACUGGAACAGUACUGGCAAUAAUCUGUCAAUGGCAUUUGCAAUCAAGAUUUACAAACUUUUUUCAGGCCAACCAUUUCUCCUGGGCAUGAAAUACUUUGUUGGGGUGAGUGAGAACCCACCCAUGUUUUAAUUUUUAAAGGGUGGUUCUGUGAGUGAGCGUUAGUUGUGUACCAUGAUAGAUAGAUGAUUGAAAUAUACUCUUUGUUGUAUGUGAUUUGACGCUCUCUGGCCAUUGUGAAUGA